CCAAUUCAUCACUGUCAUCUAAUCACCUACCCACAUCUUCUCCACCACCCUCUCUUUUUCUCUCGACUGCUUCUAAUGGAGUCUCUUUCCCAAUCCCUAUCGACUUUCCCGCCUCUCCUAAACCACUCCAGAACCCUAAUCUCCAAGCCCCGAUUCACUUCAACCCGGAAAUUCACUUCUCAUUGCUUAAAUUCGCUGCAAACCCACGCCACCAAACCGCCUAACUUGCCCCCAUUUCCCCGUUUCCGACAUAUCUCUCUGAACCCCCAUUUCUUCUCUCUGUGUACGGCUCUAUCUUUCCCUCUUUCUUGCUUUGCCUCCGGAACCGCUGUGCCCACUGAAGAAGCCUCCGCUAAGAUCAACUUAGAAGCAAUUUUGGUUUCAAUUGACGAGUUCUUUAAUAGGUACCCGUUUUUUGUUGCUGGGGUUACGUUCAUUUGGCUUGUGGUAAUCCCGCUCACCGAAGAGUACUUGCAAAAGUACAAGUUUAUAUCUGCCAUUAAUGCGUUUAAGAAGCUCCGGGAUGAGCCCAGUUGUGAGCUGUUGGAUAUUAGGGAUAAGAGGAGUUUGGCCUAUUUGGGUUCCCCCAAUUUGAAAAUCUUGAAGAAGAGUGCCCUGCAGGUUCAUUUUGUUGAAGGAAAUGAAGAUGCUUUUGUGAAGGAGGUGUUGGAGAAUUUUAGGGACCCGGAAAACACAACAGUUUGUGUUGUAGACAAUUUUGACGGUAACUCAUUAAAAGUGGCUGAAUUGUUGGUGAAAAAUGGCUUCAAAGAGGCCUAUGCAAUCCGGGGUGGGUUAAGAGGCAACAAAGGAUGGCAGGAAAUACAAGAAUCGCUUCUCCCUUUAUCUGUUCGUGUCUACCCCAAGAAGAAAGCCAAAGUGUCAGAACAGCAAGGUAAAGGUGGCCAGCCAGAUGAAGAUAUGGAUUCCAGUGUAAAAAGAAGUGAAGAGAUUACCAAUGGAUCUGUUUCAAAGCCCGUUCAACCCACCUCUCAAACAAGAAGUGCUGCUCGGCCAUUAUCCCCUUAUCCAAAUUACCCAGAUUUGAAGCCACCGUCUUCUCCAACUCCAUCAAAGCCUUCAAGUUGAUACUUCAUCCAUUGCUACUUCUGAUGCUGCAUUGUUCAUCAGUAGCCAAAUCGUUGGUGUUUUCCUCCAACAUGAUAUUGAUAUCUUAUUGAUGAAUAUGGCCCUGGAGGGUUUUGGCUAAAAAAGCUGAUUUCUACGGAGUAGAAAGAAGCUCUUCAACUGGAACUUUACUGAUCUAUGAAUAGUGGAAAGUUGUUUUUUCACUUGUGAAUUUUGCGAGCACUGCUCGCCACUUCUUUGGAUUGUACAAAUUUUGAUGAUGAGAUUAUUUUCUGUCAUUGUUGGUUUAUUGUAAUAACAUUGAAUAAGAGGCAUCACCAUCUUGUGAUUCUUGGGUCAGUUCUAAGCGACUUGAAUCAAUUGGAUCACAAUGUAUUUAAAGUAAGAGUUUAUUCCA
Ipomoea triloba (trilobed morning glory) is the source of this 1486-nucleotide messenger RNA. RefSeq names its product rhodanese-like domain-containing protein 4A, chloroplastic. NCBI's taxonomy places the organism in Eukaryota, Viridiplantae, Streptophyta, Magnoliopsida, Solanales, Convolvulaceae. The record is from RefSeq and is a predicted model, not a curated record. Bases 76 to 1089 code for a protein of 337 amino acids. The transcript is spliced from 4 exons.